CCAAGUCACAACAGUUAAGAAACAAAGCAAAACAUGAGUACUGCAGAAAUGCUCUCUCCUACCUUCCAAACCAUCUCGAAACCCAAUCUCUCAUCCCCAAAAUCAAUUCUUAACCCAUCUUCUAAGCUCAGCUUCUCUAAGCAUCUCCCAAAAUCAAACUUUUCCUUCAAAAAUACCACUUCCAAAACGAACAGAGCAGGUCCAAUUAAGGCCGUGAUGGCCUAUACACUAUAUGUAAAAACGGAGAGCUUUUACGAUUUGUUAGGUAUAUCAGAAAAUGGAAAUCUUUCAGAAAUAAAAAAAGCUUAUAAACAACUCGCAAGAAAGUACCAUCCCGACGUGUCUCCGCCGGAAUGCAAAGAAGAGUAUACCAAAAAGUUUAUUGAAGUUCAAGAAGCUUAUGAGACUUUGUCUGAUCCAAAAAGCAGAGCUUUAUAUGACAGAGAUAUGGCCAGUGGAGGAUUAGACUUAAACUCUAUUUUCUCUACUGGUAAGGGACACAGAUCCCGCACUGGAUUUGAUGAUAGAUGUGAAUGGGAACAAAAAUGGCAGUCUCAGCUUACAGAGUUAAUAAGAAGAAGUAAUACUAAAGAAUUUGAAGAUAGCACAUGGGGAGAUAAAAUGCGUAGCCAAAAGAGUUAUUGCCAUUAAGUAGUAAUUAAUUGUUACUGUAAUUGAAGAAUCCUUUUUCCCCAAAUUUAAGUGGGAAAUGGAUUGUCUCAUAGAUUGUAUUUUCUACUAGAACUAGUUGAUCAUUUUGUUCUCUUCUGUUCUCUCUCACGUGUACAUGAAUCCCUUUUACUCUGUUCUAUGAUAUAUGAACUCAGUUUUCCCUUUCCUAUAA
Molecule: messenger RNA, 844 nt
Organism: Jatropha curcas
Lineage: Eukaryota; Viridiplantae; Streptophyta; Magnoliopsida; Malpighiales; Euphorbiaceae
Product: chaperone protein dnaJ 20, chloroplastic
Cellular component (GO): chloroplast
Source: RefSeq, a predicted model, not a curated record